This is a messenger RNA of Clarias gariepinus (North African catfish), 4197 nucleotides long. It is a transcript of the gene sirt6, whose product is annotated as sirtuin 6. Bases 121 to 1278 code for a protein of 385 amino acids. Lineage: Eukaryota; Metazoa; Chordata; Actinopteri; Siluriformes; Clariidae. Gene Ontology annotation, molecular function: NAD+ binding. The record is from RefSeq and is a predicted model, not a curated record. The transcript is spliced from 8 exons.
AACACAAUUCUAGCUGGAGUGUGAAAAAGCCUGCAACAGUUUAAUAACAAAAGCUAUUGAUUCGUGAUUGUGCAUGUUUUAAUGAAGGCAUAAAAACUCGAGAUUUAAUUACUCUUUGCCAUGUCUGUCAACUAUGCCGCCGGACUGUCGCCCUACGCGGAUAAAGGCAUCUGUGGACUUCCAGAGGUGUUUGACGAUCCAGACGAGUUGCGAACUAAAGUGGAGACUUUGGCUCAGUGGAUCAGAGACUCGCAGUACAUGGUAGUGCACUCGGGCGCAGGAAUCAGCACCUCUACAGGCAUACCUGACUUCAGGGGCCCGAAAGGCGUCUGGACGAUGGAGGAAAAAGGAGAGAGUCCUCAGUUUGACACUACGUUUGAAGACGCUAAGCCGAGUUUGACUCACAUGGCGCUGCUGCAGCUGCAGAGGGCCGGCUACCUCAAAUACCUCAUCAGCCAAAACGUGGACGGCAUUCACCUGCGCUCGGGUUUCCCCAGGGAUCGAUUGUCUGAGCUUCACGGGAACAUGUUCAUCGAGGAGUGUGAGAAGUGCGGCAAGCAGUAUGUGCGUGAAAAGGUAAUUGGGGUCAUGGGUCUGAAACCCACAGGACGCUACUGUGAAGGCACUCGAUCCAGAGGACUCAGAGCCUGCAGAGGGAAGCUAAUCAGCACUAUUCUGGACUGGGAGGACUCGCUUCCUGACCGGGAUCUGAACCGUGCAGAUGAAGCCAGCAGACGAGCUGACCUGGCUCUUACCUUGGGUACGUCUCUACAAAUUAAGCCCAGCGGUGAUCUGCCUCUUCUGACCAAACGUACCAGAGGCAAACUGGUGAUAGUAAACCUUCAGCCAACCAAACACGACAAGCACGGCCACCUACUUAUUCAUGGUUACGUAGAUGAAGUCAUGGGUCAGCUGAUGAAGCUCUUGGGUCUGGAGAUCCCAGAGUGGACGGGGCCAACGCUGUGCGAGUUCUCAGGGGGCGACGCGGACAUCCUGCCCUACGGCGCCUGGAAAAAGGAAGUCAAGAUCGAGCUAGAGAUAGAAGAAAAGAAAGAACCUGUGGUGAAGAGGAAGACGCCAAAGAAGGACAAUGAUGGAGUGGUCAAAAAAGAGAAUGAUGAUGGAGGACUGAAGAAACCAUGUAGGUUGGUGGUGGGUGACGAUAAACUAGACACAGUCAGUGAGCUUAAAAGAGUCAAUGACAAAUCUGAGUCUGAACUCUGCUCUCCUUCUGUGGGUGAAGCUAAAAAGCCACGAAAUGACACGCCAUUGUUGUAGAUCUUCUGUUUUAUUUUUGUUUUGUUUUUUCCUUGAAAAUCUCAGUGCAAAAACCAGCAAUAAAAUCUCAGGCAGUUUGUUUACUACAUAAUAAAUCUCCUAGACAGCCAGUGUGUCUUAAACCGGCUUUUACACUGUAUGUUUUUUUUUUUAAAUCUGGGUUUUGCUGUUGCUCAUAAAAAUCGCACAUACCUAUAGAAUCCUUUGGCCGUGAAUUGAAAGAGGUGUUUUUUUUGUUUUGUUUUUUUUCAUUUUAUGGCAUCCUCAUUAGGUAGCAAUUACAACAAAUGCCAGCAGACAACAGUUAUGGCAGUGACAAGUUUUUAUAAAAAAAAAAUUAAAAAAAAGGUGGGUAAUUAAAAAGCCAUCAAUAUGAGUACACAAACUCAUCAGAAAACUAAAAGUACAAGAUAAGUAAAAAUAUGGUAAAACAUAAUCGUCAGAUCCGUAUUACCUCAAGUUUACAUUGAAAAUUGUUUCUUGUUUAUAUGAACUUGUUGUCUGCUCAAGCGUAGUCAUUUUCUUCAGUCGCACAUCUAUCGUCCAAACAUCUUGGUGUAUAAUCUGAUGUGAUCUCACAGUGUGUUACAGAUUUCAUUAGGAUCAUGUUGUAAGCUUUUUAAAACAUUGAAGCUCUCGUCCUGAAGUGCAUAGUGCAAUAAGAUGUGAUUUGCUUGUACAGAGUGAUACAGACGCCAUUCCUGAUUGCAAUGUAAAGCAUCUUAAGUGCACCAGUAGCUGCUUGGUGAUGUCACGUUCAAGGUGGUAUAAAGUUUACUUUGAUGUAGAGAGUUAGAGUGUCUGGUUAAGCGGUGUUCAAAUACCCAAAGCCUGAGUACUAGAGCUCUGAGCAUUACUGCUGAUUUCUACUUCUACAAAAUGUCUAGUUAAGUCAGGUUUCAAGGCUGGUGAGCAAGCAAAAAAAAAAGAAAAAAAAAAGAGUAAUACAUGCAUGUUGCAGUGUUUGGUGCUCAACUGAAGUGCUGUCACUCUCAGGAGAACCUCGGCGUGCUCAUGCCACAUGCUUGUGCGUCUGCGAUACAUGACACACUGAGCUGAAAUUAGGUUAAACACCCUCAUAGUGUCGAUUCAAGAUGUCGUUUAAACUGUUUCAGCACUGUGGACUUUGAAAACUGCAGAAUAACAGAACAGAGAGAGUGUGAGAGUACUACCUUUAUUUUGUACCUACAUACAAUCCCCUGCUACACUUGUCUCAGUGUUUCACAACUAGUACUUGGACACAGUCACAGUAGAAAGUUUGGUCAGUGUGCUAGAGCCAUGAUCGAAUAAUGCUGAUUCAUGUCUAAAACGCGGGCCUCCCAGGAACUCCUUUAAUUCCCCAAACAUGUACGAAUGGUUUGGAGCGAGGUCAGGACUGUACAGUGGAUGUGGCAACUCCCAGCCGAGUUCCUUAAAUGUGCAAGUGGUGUUCAUGAAUGAUUGUGUGUAAAGUUCCCACAGACAGAUGCAUCUCUUUCACAAGUUGACAGCAAGUUAUUCGUCAAUUGUUGAGGAUCUGGCGUUCCCUUAGCUGAAUUUUCACAGGAACAACCCCAAGCCACCUCAGACAGGAUGAUCAUUCACAGACGUACAGCCUUUGCCAUUAGAUAUUUUACUGCUGCUAAGAGUCUCAUUACCGUACUGUGCUUAAAAUCUUCUUCUUUUUUUUAACGUCUUCAUUUGCAAGAAAUUUUAUCACAUGUCCUGGUUUGACUUGAAUCCCCCUUGUAUUUGGAUUUUUUUAUGUUCCACAUUCUCCCAUCUUAUUAAGCCGGGUACAAUGUGGAUUGCAUAUCGAAGACAACUGUGACACUUUUUUUUUAAGUUCUACUUCCAGCAACAGCAACGCACCAAGACCCACCCCCCUCAAAGGCAUGUUGCUGUAUUCAACUUAUUUCAGAUGAGGAAAAUAUUGGAAUUAUUAUUAUUAUUUUAUAAUCUUUCAGUGCUUGACCUAGAAAGUAGAGAAAAUCACACACCUCCAUGUUUGUCUUUGGUUUCGGCAACAAUCUAGCUUGGAAACUGUGAUAAGUGAUGUACAGUAUAUUUACCUCCUUGUAACAGUCAGCUUUUUACACGACAUUAUAGCUUUAACAAGUGAAUAUAACUGUAUGUUGAUUGAUUCGAUGUUCCCUUGGUGAAUGUGGAAUUCCAGUGUAGGAAUUCUGAGGAUUUUCUCCUCUAGUCAGAUGUCAGGAAUCAGGAGCUACGAGCUCUAGUCCUAUGCAGCACAUAUUGUGUGUGCAUCUUGUAAGAAGUAUAAAUCAGUCUUUAGGUGUGUUUCUACUACAGGAACCAGGUAAUGUUUCAGGAACUUCAGGACAUUCCUACAAGAAGGACCAGAGCUUAUUAUAUUUCCUGCUCCAGGAAUUAACAUGACUGAUUUCUCAGAGUGACCAGCUUGCCUGACUAGCCUGGAAUAAUAAUAAUAAAAUAAAAAAACCUGCAUGUAGCUAAGAAAUUUUUGCACCUGGUAAAGCAGACUGAUUUAACAAAGGUUUAGUUUCUACAAAAAACAUGCAACAUUCUUCUGUUGAUGCAUGAAGUUUUGCUUUUUGUGUUCGCUCCAUUGAUGUUAACAUGUUUAUUCCACAAAGCAACAGCAAUAAUAAACAGCAAAAGUUUCACAGUUUAGUUCCUUCGGAGGUUCCUGACACACAAACUUACACCAACUGAUGAUAGGAAAUAUUGGAGGCCAGCUUUAGGAGUGCAUUCCAGAAUGAAAUUGCUCCCAUAAUGCAACAUGUGUGUUUUGUUGUUAUAUGAGCUUUGCGUGGACACCGGAAAACAGCAAGACCACAUCAAAUGUUCCAACUAAACACAUUUGCUAUUUCUUUUCAGUGACAAGUGAUUGUUUUAUAUAUUUAAAAAAUAUCAUGUGAUAAGUCAAACUUUUUACAAUAAAUGUCUUUAAAAUAA